Molecule: messenger RNA, 1164 nt
Organism: Hyposmocoma kahamanoa
Lineage: Eukaryota; Metazoa; Arthropoda; Insecta; Lepidoptera; Cosmopterigidae
Gene: RabX6
Product: ras-related protein Rab-14
Exons: 3
Coding region: 171-794 (207 amino acids)
Biological process (GO): regulation of endocytosis
Cellular component (GO): endosome
Molecular function (GO): GTPase activity; GTP binding
Source: RefSeq, a predicted model, not a curated record
UCAUCCGUUAUUUCGUCUGUGACCUGUGUUGCGAAUUCUUUUCAUUUUUUUAUUUUGAAUAAUAUAGGUAAUGAUUUGACUAAAGGCUGUAGAUUUUUUGUUGAUAAAUAUUUAGCGGCACCAAUGAAGUAAGUAGCGCAGGCCGCGGAUCGCUGAAUUUAAUUACAACAAUGGCUGUUGUUAAAACUCCAGUUCUAAAAGUAAUUUUAUGCGGUGAAUAUGGUGUAGGAAAGAGUUCCUUGUUCCGCCGAUUCAUCAAUAAUACGUUUGUCCCAAAUUCUGAUAGAAGGUCUACGUUAGGCUUGGAUCACUUUGAGAAAUUGUAUCAAGUUGGCGACAAAGACGUCAAGUUGCAGCUUUGGGACACUGGGGGCAUGGAAAGGAUUGCUUCUGUCACCUCAAGUUACUACAAAUUUGCUGAGGCAGCUAUUUUAGUGUUUUCCUUGGACAACGCCUCGUCUUUCCAUGUUCUGAGUCAGCAUUUGCUGGACAUUGUGACAUAUGCAGAGAAUGCCAAAAUAUUUUUAUGUGGAAAUAAGUCUGAUUUAGAAGGGACAUCACCACAGGUUACUGAUGCGGACAUAGACACAUUUUGUGAACAAUGCCAUAAUCUUAUCAGCACUACAUAUAAAACAUCAUGCAAGACAGGCAAGGGCGUUGAAGAAAUGUUUUCAGACAUUGCCUUACAGCUGGUUGAGUCCAACAGAUCUCGAAUUGAACUUCAGACUUUGAAUCAUGACAGCUUCAAAAUCACAAGUCCAGAUCUGCCUGAGGAACCUCCAUGUAGUUGUUGAUGUCUGCCUUCUAAACUGUUUAUCUAACAAUAUGCUUUUGAUAUGCAUUUAAAUCACUAAUACUAUGGGACGAGCAAUGAGUGCAUUGCAUUGCUAAGGUUAUUGCUUUCUGAUGAAAAAUUGACACAAAAUCCAAUUUCUAAAUAAAAUUCAACUUCCCCUUUUUAUCACAAAAAAUAGCACAAAAUAUGAAUGGAAUGUACUGUUUUCUCUGAACUUUGAAUCCAAUAGGAAUAGUGAAAUUCAGAUUUAAUAUUUGAUAUUGUGCUGCAUUACUUUUAUGAUUAUUAUUUUUUAAUUAAUUGUUAACAUUUAUGUAAGCGUAAUCCUCGAAUGUAGUUAAGAGUGAAAGUUGUUUUAAAGCUUUAAU